AUGUCCCUUUCUGUUCGAGGCGACCACUGUGCCGCCGUUACCACGGAUGGGUAUUUGUACACCUGGGGCCAGAACAAUCUCUACCAAUGCGGACUCGGGCACUGCGAGACCGUAGAAUCUCCGGAGCUCGUCACGACGCUCCAAGACUUCCAGAUCGUCCAAGCGGUCUGCGGCGACAGCCACACCGCCGCGCUCAGCCAGGAAGGCUACGUCUUCGUCUGCGGCUACGGCGGGUCUUUCUUGAACUGCGGAGCGCUCGGCACGGGCGACCGCGCCUCGCAAGCGACCCCCGUAGUGAUCGACUACUUCUACAACAACGGGAUCCGCAUCCAAAAGCUCGCCUCGGGGUCGAACUUCAUGCUGGCGCUGGACGACGCGGGCGAGCUCUACUCCUGGGGCAACGGGAGGUUCGGCUCGCUGGGUAACGAAGACCAAACCGACCGACUGGAGCCGAUCAAAUCGAGCUUCAAGUCCCAGUUCGGCAAGAUCAUCGAUAUCAGCUGCGGCCUCGACGCCUCGAUGAUCAUCACCGAGGAUCGCAAACUCUACACUUGGGGACGCAAUCAGAGCGCCCAGCUCGGACUUUCCGCCUCUUCCUACGUCGGCCUGCCGCGGAAACUCCUCAUCCCCACGCUCGUCGAGCUCCCCGCGGGGGAACUCCCCGUCCGAGGGUCCAUGGGAAUGGGGUGUGCCGCGGUUAUUUGCGAAUCGGGGAAUGUGUUUUGGUGGGGCAUGAAGUGGGUUUUCCCGCGGGAUUCGAUUAUCCACGAAGAACCGUACCAGGAAGUCCUGUUCACCGCGGGGAACGACAAGAAGCGGCAUCUAGAGAAGGCGUGUGAUGUGGAUUGCGGUCGUGGGAUGAUCGACCUGAUUACGGAGUCUGGACGUCUGCUCACGUGGGGUGACCGCGGGAAUCACCCGUUCGGCGUGAAACGGUCGCUGUUCCCGUUCUCGCGGACGCAGGACGCGGAGAGCGUGGAGGAAACGGAGGGACUGAGCUCGACGGACCUGCUGCAGGCGACGGAGGUGGAGACGACGAACCAGGCGGGCCGCGUGUACAAGAUGAGUGUGGGAACGACGAUGGCGGUGGCGGCUGUGGAGAUUGCGGAGGAAGGGAAGUGA
Messenger RNA from Blastocystis hominis, 1122 nucleotides. RefSeq lists its product as hypothetical. Lineage: Eukaryota; Bigyra; Opalinata; Blastocystidae. The record is from RefSeq and is a predicted model, not a curated record.